AUUGUUUUAUAACGAAAUAGGGAGAGAGCUCACUCUCACUCAUUUCAUCCAACAUAUUGCAGUCAUUAAUUCGUAGUCAUGGCUCAGCCUCUCCCCUCCGCCGCACUCCACCCCGUCCCGGCGCCCCACCGCCACCCACCCAACUUCGCCCAUCUCAUCUCCACCGCCACUUCCCUCCCCCACCUCAAGCAAAUCCAAGCUCAAAUCCUCCGCAACUCCCACCACCACCACCACCUCUUCCAACUCCUCCUCUAUUCCCUCCCAUUCCCUUCCUACGCCCUCUCGUUACUCUCCUUCAUCCCCGCCGACAUCCCUCCGCCGCGCCAGCUCCCCAACAAGAUCCUCAAACACCUCUCCCGCUCAGACAACCCCCACAAGGCGCUCGUGUUUUUCCAAGCGAUGCAGAACAAAUUCUUCCCCAUCGACAGGUUCAGCUUCCCGCCGCUGCUAAAAGCGGCGUCGAGAGCUCUAUCUCUCAGUGAAGGGAAGAUGAUUCACGGGCUGGCCGCGAAGCUUGGGUUCGAAUCCGACCCUUUUGUGCAAACUGCGUUGCUGGGAAUGUACGCCGCUUGUGGGCUAAUCUCAGAGGCCCGUACAGUGUUCGAUAAAAUGCCUCAACGAGAUGUCGUCACUUGGAAUAUCAUGAUCGAUGGAUAUUGUCAAAGCCGGCUUUUUGAUGAUGUCUUAGCCCUCUUGGAAGAGAUGAAGAGCUCUGAUAUAAAACCCGACGCUAGAGUUUUUACUACCAUUCUUGCUGCAUGCAGCCGUGUUGGGAAUUUGGAUAUUGGGAGGCUAGUGCAAGAAUACAUAUCUGAGAGCAACGUCGUAGUUGAUUAUCAGUUGCAGACUGCGCUUUUGAACAUGUAUAUCAACUUUGGUGCCAUGGACAAAGCACAAUGUUUCUACGACGAGCUGAAGCCAAAAAAUGUUGUGGCUUCAACUGCCAUGAUCACAGGGUAUUCAAAAAAAGGCAAUCUUGAAGCUGCUCGAUUAAUUUUUGAUGAAAUGGUUGAUAAAGAUCUUGUGUGUUGGAGCGCCAUGAUUUCUUGUUAUGCGAAUAGUGAUGAGCCUCGUGAAGCUCUUGAGAUAUUUCGUGAAAUGCAGCAACUUGGAGUUAAGCCUGAUCAAGUCACCAUGUUGAGUGUUAUCUCAGCAUGUGCUCGUCUUGGCGCGCUGGAUAAAGCUGAACAAAUCCAUUUGUAUGUGGACGAGAAAGGUUUUGGAACGGCUUUGCCUAUCAAUAAUGCCCUGAUUGAUAUGUAUGCCAAAUGUGGCAGUCUAGACAGAGCGGAGGAAGUUUAUGACCGUGUGCGUAGGAAAAACGUCAUAUCUUGGACAAGCAUGAUCAAUGCUUUUGCCACUCACGGGGACGUGGACAACGCCCUGAGACAUUUUCGACAGAUGAGAGUUGAAAAUGUGGAACCAAACUGGAUUACGUUUGUGGGUGUUCUGUAUGCUUGUAGUCAUGCAGGAUUAGUCGAAGAGGGAGAGAAGUUGUUUGAAUCAAUGGUGAAACAAUAUGGAAUAGCUCCGAGGCUAGAGCAUUAUGGAUGCAUGGUGGACCUCUAUGGUCGAGCUGGUCGUCUCAGAGAUGCUCUGGAGAUAGUCGAGAGUAUGCAAAUGGCUCCAAGCGUUGUCAUAUGGGGAUCGUUGAUGGCUGCCUGCCGUAUUCAUGGUGAGUCCGAGUUGGGCGAAUUUGCAGCAAAACGUCUUCUCAAUAUAGAUCCUGAUCACGAUGGAGCCCUUGUGUUUUUAUCAAACAUAUAUGCCAAAGAGAGGAAGUGGGAGAAUGUCGGAGCUGUGAGGAAUGCCAUGAAGCAUAAAGGCAUAUCAAAGGAACGAGGAUGCAGCAUGAUUGAGAUAAAUGGUGAUAUGCACACGUUCCUGACAGCAGACAAGAGCCAUAGACGAACAGAUGAGAUCUACGCCAAGUUAGGUGAGGUGGUUGACAAGCUGAGAGAGGUAGGCUACACUCCAAACACCAACUGUGUUUUGGUGGAUUUGAGCGAAGAUGAAAAGAAAGAGGCCGUUCUUUGGCACAGCGAGAAGCUAGCUUUGUGUUACGGGCUGAUAAGCAGGGAGAAACAAUCCACAAUUCGUAUAAUUAAAAACCUUAGGAUCUGUGAGGACUGCCACGAAUUCAUGAAGAUGGCUUCGAAGGUAUUGGAUACAGAAAUCAUUAUUAGAGAUAGAACUAGAUUUCAUCAAUGUAGAGAUGGUGUGUGUUCUUGCAAAGACUAUUGGUGAAAAUAAAUAUGUUCAGUUCUUUAAUAUUGCAAACAUUUCUUGUCUACAUAUUACUACUCAUUAUAUAUGCCCUUGUUCAAGAAACAGCACCAUGAACUAAAAUUUCUAAACAUGAAGAGCUUCUCAUGAGGAUUGAGAAGAGAUGACUAAAUAUCUCAUGUAGGAGGCGCAAUGCGCCCUCGUCUAUCUUCAGAAUUUUGGCUGCUGAACGCAGGUGCCAACCAAAACUCUCUCUUCAUCUUCUUGAACUGGCUUGUGAGCUUGAAUCUCAAGAACUCCACUGCAGCUGAGACCAACUUCGGGUUGUGCCCAAUGAAGCUCCUUCUGUACUCGAGGAUCCAUGUGUUCGACUCAAGCUGCACCACCGAGCUGCAAGCAAUCCAGCAGUCUGCAGCGGCCAGCCCCAAAUGCUUACUUCCUCUAUCAUCGAUUCAUAGAGCACACAUCGCGAGGUUAGCAGCCUUCCAUCCUAAAUUCCAUAUCACAAUGUCUCAAUUAAACAGAAGCAAAAGAACAAAAUGAGUCACACACACAACACACGCAGACUACACAAACUAACAAACCUGAUUGAUUCUCCACAAGGAGUGAUCAACAGAGCUGCAGCUUGAGACAUCUCCACCAACCAACCCUUCCAAUUCAUUCUUCAAGAACUCCAACCUUCCACUCAAACUUUCAAAAACCCCGAAUUUCAAUCCCAAAUUGUUGACAAAAUCCGGGGAUAACCUAGCCCUCGCAACCCCAGAGACCAACCAAGAAGCCCCGUACUCCGCCCCUAAAACAAGGAUCAAACACCAUAAUGUUGUCAAGGAAAACACC
Messenger RNA from Salvia splendens (bonfire salvia), 3063 nucleotides. Its product is annotated as pentatricopeptide repeat-containing protein At4g14820-like. The transcript has 3 exons. Gene Ontology annotation, biological process: RNA modification. The coding region runs from base 79 to 2247 and encodes 722 amino acids. The record is from RefSeq and is a predicted model, not a curated record. Lineage: Eukaryota; Viridiplantae; Streptophyta; Magnoliopsida; Lamiales; Lamiaceae. Gene Ontology annotation, molecular function: zinc ion binding; protein binding; RNA binding.